GCUAAUUGAUAUUCUGGAGAUACACUUGGCAUAUCAAAAUGAGGCUCCUCAAAUUGGCCGUGGCUUCACUUGCCUUGCCAGUGGUUCUAGCUUCCCCGGCUACUAUACCCAAAAUUGAAAACGAAGUACAGAAAGACGACGGAGGAAUCAGCGAUCCCGCCGAAUUGAUUGUAGAUGCCAAAGCUAAUAGCAACGACAACAACAUCAACAAAAAUGACAGUGGUAAUCUGCCAGACUCAGCGAUUUCUAACAGCGAAAAACUGCAAGAGGAUACGAAGAAAAAGACAGACGAACAGGAAGGAGAAACCAAUGAUUCAAUCCAAAUGCCGUCGCAAUUGACGAUGGCUGAUUUCGACUCCUCUACCAGUAAACAAUUGUCAUUUAUUGAGUUUUACUCACCCUACUGCCAUCACUGUAAAGCUCUAGCUCCAAUCUGGGAGAGGGCAUAUAAAAGUAUCUAUCCCGAGUUGGCCAAGUUGAACAUCCAGAUGAGACAAGUGAACUGUGUAGAAAGUGGAGAUUUGUGUGAAAGAGAGGAUAUUGCUUACUAUCCCAACUUGAGAUUGUAUGCUCCAGCCAGAGAUAAGAAGACCGGAGAGUUGAUUCCAGGUAAGCUGAAAGACGUAGACGGCUUUCCUCGUUCGCUUACCAGAACAUCAGAGAACUUCGUCAAGUACUUGAAAAAGUCUGUUGCAGAGUACAAUGCUGGAGAAAUUGAUAUGGACAGUGCUUCGGAGUUAAUUUCCACUGAUGCUAUGCUUGAUAUCAUGGCUGGAGACAUUUCUGAACCACACUUCGUCACUUUUUUUCCAGCUACCGAUAAGCAAUGGACAACAACUGAAUCGACGGGAAAGAGCCAGUUCGACAAAGCCUGCUAUGACUGCAACGAAGUAAAGCAAUUGUGGGACAAGUUGUCCAACCAUGUGUUACUGGUAACUAAGACUGGCCAUUUCAAUUGCCAGUCGAAUCCUUCAAUCUGUAAGCUGUUGGGUUUCAGUGAGUUGUCCAAAGUAAACUCUAAGUAUUUACCAAAGUUUGCUAUGUUUUUGCCUAAGAGAACAGGAAAGAUCAGAUUCGACUACAACGGAGAACUCUCUAUUCCCAAGAUGAAGUCUUUCGUUACGAGGUUGUUUGAGAACUCUCAAUACGAGUCGUUAUCUGCUAGAGGGUUGGCUGAUGUUAUGAGCUACAGAAAAUCUUUACCAGCUGAACCUUUGGAAUCGUAUCCAAAGGAUGGCGUAGUUUCUAUAGUGUUUUACUACAACGAGAAGACGAUAACGGAAGAAGACAGAGCCGUUCUUCCUUAUUUGUUGGACUAUGUCACCAAGUCCCCAUUCAAUGUCAAGUUGUAUACUUCUAAACAAGACAAGAUCGAGUCUAAUGUGCUUGUACAAGCAGAAAGUUUGGUUCAAUUCAUCAACUACGACCAUAACGAACCACAUAAACAGUUCAACAAGGCUAUGCAUUUGGCUACUACUUUGACUUCUAAGCCUACCUUGUUGGUAUUCAAAGACAAUUCGUUGAUCACCACUGUUUUUCAGAGCUUUGCGCCAGAAGAUAUCAGAAAUGAAAAGAAGAUCAAGGAAUUUAUUGAGGAUAACCAGUAUCCUUUAUACAACGAAUUAACACCAGAGCUUUUGCCAUACUACUUCAGUGACAAGACAGAAAAGAGAGCUGAUAAGAUAGUAGUAACGUUUAUAGAUUCCAACGACGCAGUAGCCACCAACAAGGCAAUUUUCAACAUGUCUCUUGCUGCGCACGAAUACAACUACUUGAAGAAAACGUUCUACUUUGACGAUCUCUUGAAGAAUAGAUCAGCUAAAGACAAAGUGGUAGCUAAAUUGAAACAACUGAAUGCUGACAGUCUCAAGAUAAUCGCUGCUAUGAGGAAGGAAAUCCCCCACCUUUUCACCAACAGUGAAGUUUUGUUCACUUACGUAGAUAUUUCUAAGAUAGACCAGUUCAAACACUCGGCAUUCAAAUUCAACCCAGACCACUACAAGCCCGGUGACUCUAUUGUCAUCAGUAAGGAUAACAGAUACUACUGGGACGAAAACACCCAGGGAGCCCAGUUGACCAACGAUCCACACAUGUUGAAGCCGGUUCUUCUUUCUCUAUUGGAUUCUUCUCGGGGACCCAGUAUCAAUACCAAGUUGGUGAGUAGUCCAUAUGGAGGUCCACUUAAUUUCAUGAACAAGAUCCAUGACAGAGGCUUCAUAGGAUACAUUGGCUUCUUUGCUUGCAUAUACUUUAUAGCAGUGAUAGCGAGAAGAAUCGUCAAACAGAGAAGAUUUGCUUCCAGACAGAGCCGAGGCAUAAUAGGAAAUAACGUUCCCAAAAAGGAUUAAUCCAGCGAUUACUCACUAUAAUAAUGAAUAGCUAUUCCCAGUAAGCUCUACCAGCUAUCCACUGUGCUCUAUAGCCAUAGUACUGGAGUAAUCUAUAUAACAAGUUAACUAAUAUAGUACACAUCAUGUCCCAAUAUAACUAAUUUAACAUC
Scheffersomyces stipitis CBS 6054 is the source of this 2500-nucleotide messenger RNA. RefSeq names its product protein disulfide isomerase. Gene Ontology annotation, biological process: protein folding. The transcript has a single exon. Gene Ontology annotation, molecular function: protein disulfide isomerase activity. Gene Ontology annotation, cellular component: endoplasmic reticulum. The record is from RefSeq and is a predicted model, not a curated record. NCBI's taxonomy places the organism in Eukaryota, Fungi, Ascomycota, Pichiomycetes, Serinales, Debaryomycetaceae. The coding region runs from base 39 to 2348 and encodes 769 amino acids.